AUGGCAGAUAAUGAGCAGAAAGCUAUGCAGUUGAUUGCAGAGGCGGAGAAGAAAUUAAGUUCUUCUAAAACCUUUCUAGGUUCACUAUUCGGUGGAUCUUCCAAAGUAGAAGAAGCAGUGGAUUGCUAUCUCCGAGCGGCAAAUCUGUUCAAGAUGUCCAAGAAGUGGCCUCAAGCUGGCCAGGCAUUCUGCAGCGCAGCCCAACUACAUCUGAAGGCCGGUGUUCGUCAUGAUGCAGCCACCAAUUUCAUAGAUGCAUCCAAUUGUUAUAAGAAAAGCGAUCCCAAUGAGGCAGUGUCGUGUUUGUUAAAAGCUAUCGAAAUAUACACCGACAUGGGACGGUUCACUGUGGCCGCUAAACAGCAUCAGAACAUAGCGGAGUUGUAUGAAACUGAAUGCGUGGACCUCGCUCGAGCUAUGCAGCAUUACGAGCAAGCCGCGGAUUACUUCCGCGGUGAAGAGUCCACGUCAUCAGCCAACAAGUGUAUGUUGAAGCUGGCCCAGUACGCCGCUCAGCUCGAGCAUUACGACAAGGCUAUACAGAUAUACGAGCAGAUCGCCAAGUCGUCUCUGGACAAUAGCCUGCUCAAAUACAGCGCCAAGGAGUACAUGUUCAGAGCGGCCCUAUGUCACUUGUGUGUGGAUCUGUUGAACGCUCAACACGCAUUAGACAAGUACUCAGCGUUAUACCCGGCCUUCGCUGAUACCAGGGAAUGUAAACUGGUCAAGGAGCUGAUCGAACACUUGGAGGAGCAGAACAUUGAUGCGUUCACCGAGACCGUGAAAACAUACGACAGUAUAUCACGCCUCGACCAGUGGUAUACAACUAUGUUGGUGCGCAUCAAGAAACAGAUCAAUGACAACCCAGACCUGCGCUGA
Messenger RNA from Danaus chrysippus (African queen), 879 nucleotides. Lineage: Eukaryota; Metazoa; Arthropoda; Insecta; Lepidoptera; Nymphalidae. The record is from the annotation of a GenBank genome assembly.